This is a messenger RNA of Salvelinus fontinalis (brook trout), 2345 nucleotides long. RefSeq names its product homeobox protein EMX1-like. Gene Ontology annotation, molecular function: DNA-binding transcription factor activity, RNA polymerase II-specific; DNA binding. The record is from RefSeq and is a predicted model, not a curated record. Gene Ontology annotation, biological process: brain development; neuron differentiation; regulation of DNA-templated transcription. Lineage: Eukaryota; Metazoa; Chordata; Actinopteri; Salmoniformes; Salmonidae. The transcript has 3 exons. The coding region runs from base 444 to 1142 and encodes 232 amino acids.
AGUGACAGGCUUUUUGUCAAGGGCUUAGCCUACUGAUCCUGGCUCCUAGUACAGCACAGUCCAACAUUUAUUUCCAGGAGUGAUGAGACUGAGACAAGAGCCAGACGGUCAUAAACAUAAUCACAGACUAAUAAAUCUGACGCUGCAGUGGUAUCUAGAACCGAAACUUGAUUUUUGGCAGAUUGUUAAAGCAGAGAAAUCCGGUCGAUAACCUACUGAAGACAAGGUUCGGAGACAAGUGAACUUGCUCUACGGGAAACCCGCUUCCAGAGGUCCACGGAUAUAGGCAACACGAUUUGCACGCGCAAGGGACUGCGAGUUAUGGAUUUCCCGGGAACUGUUCUACUUCUACUGUUGUGAGGUUUUCUUCUGCAUCACCUGUUUUAUAACUGUGUUAUUGAAUAUAUUAUUAGAAAUAUAUAAACUAUAGCCUAUUUUUGAUCAUGUACCAAAAUAGUAAGAAAUGUUUUACCAUCGAAUCCCUUGUUGGGAAAGACGUGAACUCUUCGACUAACGGGGACGAACCGAUCAGACCCACAGCGCUGAGGUUCAUGGAAUCAAUUCACCAGGCGCCUUUUGGGAGUUGUUUCCAGAACUCCGGCAGGACUUUAUACGGCAGUCCAGACAUGAUGUUCCCUGACCCGGGUACACACACAGGGAACUCCGGUCUGCCCCUGCAUCCCCUCCAGCUUCCAUCUCAGCCUUUCUUCAACCCGCAUCAGAGAGACACGUUGAAUUUCUACCCGUGGGUUCUUCGAAACAGAUAUCUCGGUCACAGGUUUCAAGGUGAGGACAGCAGCCCAGAGAACAUGCUCCUUCAUGGGCCUUUUUCCCGCAAGCCGAAGCGCAUCCGGACAGCCUUCUCCCCCUCACAGCUCCUCAGGCUGGAGAGGGCCUUUGAGAAGAACCACUAUGUGGUGGGAGCAGAGCGGAAGCAGCUCGCCAGCGGCCUCUGCCUCACCGAGACACAGGUAAAGGUUUGGUUCCAGAACAGGAGGACGAAGCACAAGAGACAGAAGCUGGAGGAAGAGUCACCUGAGUCGCAGCAGAAGAGGAAAGGAAGCCAGCACGUCAGCCGCUGGAGGGUGGCUACGCACCAGGGCAGUAGCCACGAGGACAUCGAUGUCAUCUCAGAGGACUGACGUACGUCGUUGUCACCUUGAUUGAACCGUCAUAAAUCAUUCAACAUGAACGCACACUGACCGACUGCUGACUGACUUGUGUCUGAAUAUGGGCAGUCUGUGUGCUCCUCUGAACACCUGAUUUGAUUUAAUUUGACCUUUGACACCACCUGUUGUUGAUCAAACAGAUGAACAACUUUAAUGAAAACGAUCAGAAUGACUUAUUCAUGUUGGACAAAAGAACUCUUGUUUGAUCGUUAAAGAGACAGAUCUGACAUUUUGUAGCUGAAGGGUUUUUAACCCAAGUUUAUCAUGUUAUUACACAGCUCCGGCUGCUGUAAACGUGGUGGAUAUCUGCAUUUGGUCUAUGUUGCUUGCCGUAGUAGCACAAACUACUGAAGAGAGACUGUUUGACUUGGAGGAAUUGUUCAGUACAGUUUGUUACUCUAUUGUCUACCUGAACUUGAGAUUGUCCUUACUCACAUUUAACAAAACAUCAUUAUUGUUUUAGCAUUUUCAGUUUGUUGAUGUGUAUUUGUACAAUGCUAAAUAUGCACAAUAUAUUUGUGGUAAAAAAUAAGCCAUUGGUAUGAUAGCUAUAGAGGAACCUGCUGUUUCAGUUUAGGAUUUUGUUUGUCUUAAUUAUAGUCUUUAGACCAGUCCCACUGAAAAGUAGGUAACCACCACUACAGACAAUACAUCAUACUGAUGCCAUGUUACCCUGAAAUAUGUUUUGGAUUCUCACAUUGGAAUAGUUUGGACAAUUUAAAGUGUAAGUAUUUAUACAAAUUUAAAAAAAGGUAUUCUAUGCAUAUUUUGUCCUUGUUUUGUUUCCUCUGGAUUUAAAAAAGGCUAUUUUUGUCUAGUUUGUUACUUACUUUAAAUUCAUUCCACGUUUGCUUUUGCCUUUGACAAAUAUUUGAUAAAUUAUAUUGAGACCAUGUAGAAUGUACAGUGCAGGCACAUUACAACUUGUCCACAAGAAUGACAAGAAAAACAAAUGUACCUCAAUACUACAUUUAUUUCAGCAACCGUUACCAUUCCUGAGAUAUCAUGUUACGUAGCACUUCGUAGUGGAAUAUACAUUUGCAUUUGUUUUAAAUAGAUUAGAAAUGAUGCAUUGUAAGUAGGAAUCUUUCGUUUGACCUAUUUCUCCCGAGAGUGAACGUUUUUGUACUUUCUGUGUGUGGUCAGAUGACUUUGGAAAAUAAAAACAUCUACCGA